This is a messenger RNA of Colletotrichum graminicola M1.001, 1122 nucleotides long. Its product is annotated as ubiquitin-conjugating enzyme. The transcript is spliced from 4 exons. The record is from RefSeq and is a predicted model, not a curated record. Bases 1 to 1122 code for a protein of 373 amino acids. NCBI's taxonomy places the organism in Eukaryota, Fungi, Ascomycota, Sordariomycetes, Glomerellales, Glomerellaceae.
AUGGCGAGUCUCCGCAUGGGCAGCAUGCCUUCGUUGAGGCGGCAGCGCCUCCUUGCCGAAUUCGCCGGCCUGAAGCAGGCGUGUCCACAGGGUGUGUUUGUGAGCUUGACGCCCGGGGAUCCAAUGUUGUGGUCCGGCGUCAUGUUUGUGAGGCACGGACCCUAUGCUACGGCCAUCCUCAGAUUCCAGAUUUCGUUCCCGGACACCUAUCCCCGCUUACCGCCACUUGUCACCUUCUCAACAGACAUGUUCCACCCCCUGAUAACACCAUUGACGACGUACAUGUACACCACCGACAUCCAGGACAAUGGCACCGUCAGCGCCACCGACGCCGAGCGCCUGCCGCCUGGCGGGUUUAGCCUGCGACACGGGUUUCCGGCCUGGUUUGGGCGGGGCAGCCGGAGCAACGUUGAAAGUAGACAAGUAAGCGGCCAGCAACAGCCGCCUUCGACGCCAGCCAGAGGCGGUCCUUCCAGCACCACCACGACACCAAACUCAAAGGCCACGCCUGAAGGAGGCCAGCCGAAAUACCUCGACACCUCGAGGCGAGAGGUCUCGACGUACGAGGUCCUGCGGUAUAUCCGGAGCACAUUCGACGACGAGAGCGUGUUGGAUUCGGUGCCGCUCGAGGCGGCGGGGAAUCCUGGUGCGUGGCAUGCGUGGAGGACACGACAGCGUCAAGCGGGCAAGACGUUCCCUGGGGACCCAGCUGCUCAACAGAAGCAAGAGAAUGAAUCGGAGACCGGCGGUGCUGCCGUGGAAAAGGAAGAAAAGCCUCCCGCACCUCCCGCGCCCGAGACGAAACCAGCAAGUGGCGGUUUCGUCAUCGCGAGGAAGCCCAUCGGCGGCGCGGGUGCUGCCGCGGUCCCUAGAAACCCCGGAGAGUGGAACUGGGAAGGCGUGUGGGGAGACAGGGUGCAAAAGAACAUUGCAGCCUCUCUAUCGGAGGCAGUUCUAUACGGCUCGACGCUGGGUGGUGGGGAUGACCUGAUUAACUUCCUUCCGAUGGACGAAAGCGACGUGGAGUCUGCCAGGGAUAACCUGUUGCUGACGUUGGGAAGCGGCGCCGCGACCCACCAAGACCUCAGCAGCAGCAUGCAGAGCGUGCGCGCGGCGGAGUGA